This is a messenger RNA of Medicago truncatula (barrel medic), 321 nucleotides long. Its product is annotated as methyl-CpG-binding domain-containing protein 4. Bases 1 to 321 code for a protein of 106 amino acids. Gene Ontology annotation, molecular function: DNA binding. The transcript has a single exon. Lineage: Eukaryota; Viridiplantae; Streptophyta; Magnoliopsida; Fabales; Fabaceae. The record is from RefSeq and is a predicted model, not a curated record.
AUGGUAUAUGACCCUGCUGAUAUCGAAUAUGAUUCUUCUCGGAUAUGGGUCAUUUACAAGCCUAACAUUCCAAAGACUCCACAAGGUUUCAAGAGAAUCAUGGUGCUUAGAAAGGAUUACUCUAAAUUGGACUCUAACUACAUCACACCUACAGGUAAAAAUCUGAGAACCCGCAAUGAGAUAGCAACAUAUCUUAAAGAUCAUCCACAACCAAGUGGUGUAUCUGCUUCGGAAUUUAAUUUUUCAUCCCCAAAGGUUAUGCAAGACACUAUCCCAGAAUUUAUUGUGAAACUGAAGGAUUCUGCGGAAAAAAAAAGCUAA